ACCUCUUCAUACCAUCCCUCUCAUCAUCCAGUGUCCACUGCAGCCCCUUUCACAAAUACAAUACACCAACCUUGAGAUGGAGACCUUGCCUUUGUUCUUCACCCUAGCAGCUGCUGCUUUGGCUUAUCUCCUAUGGUUCUAUCUCCUAUCUCGUAAACUUACUGGCCCAAGAGUAUGGCCUCUAGUGGGUAGCCUUCCAUAUCUCUUCAUGAACCGGAGAAGAAUCCAUGACUGGAUUGCUGGUAACCUCCGUGCAACUGGUGGUGCCGGAACCUACCAAACGUGCACGAUAGCACUUCCUUUCUUUGCUCGCAAACAAGGAUUCUACACUGUCACCUGCCACCCCAAAAACAUGGAACAUAUUCUUCGAACCCGGUUUGAUAAUUAUCCCAAAGGACCCGAUUGGCAAACUGCCUUUCACGAUCUUUUAGGCCAAGGGAUCUUUAACACUGAUGGAGAAACGUGGCUCAUACAACGCAAAACCGCAGCUCUCGAGUUCACUACUCGGACUUUACGGCAGGCCAUGGCUCGGUGGGUGAACCAGACAAUCAAGAAUCGUCUAUGGAACAUUUUGGACAAGGCUGCUACAGAGAAGCUUUCUGUGGACUUGCAAGACUUGUUGCUUCGCUUAACCUUCGAUAACAUAUGUGGACUCACAUUUGGAAAAGAUCCAGUAACUCUCUCUCCAGAAAUGUCAGAUAAUCCAUUUUCUAUUGCCUUUGACACGGCCACUGAAGCUACUCUUCAGAGGCUUCUUUACCCUGGUUUCUUAUGGAGGGUGGAGAAGCUUUUAGGGAUUGGAGCAGAGAAGAGAUUAAAGAGGAGCCUCGAAGUUGUGGAAACGUACAUGGAUGAUGCCAUUGCAGCACGCAAAGAAAACCCAUCGGAUGAUUUGUUAUCGCGGUUCAUGAAGAAGCGAGACGUUGACGGCAACCACUUCCCAAUCUCUGUUCUGCAACGAAUUGCUCUCAACUUCGUCCUCGCCGGCCGUGACACCUCAUCUGUUGCUCUUAGCUGGUUCUUCUGGCUAGUGAUGAACCAUCCUGAAGUUGAAGCAAAGAUAAUCAAGGAAAUAUCAACUAUACUCACAGAAACACGUGGAAAUGAUCACCAGAAAUGGCUUGGUGAGCCUUUAGACUUUGAUGAAGCUGAUAAAUUGGUUUAUCUCAAAGCAGCAUUAGCUGAAACACUGCGUUUAUACCCGUCAGUGCCACAAGAUUUCAAAUACGUAGUAGCGGACGAUGUUUUGCCUGACGGUACAUGUGUACCAGCUGGUUCCACUGUUACAUAUUCUAUUUAUUCUGUGGGGAGGAUGAAGAGCAUAUGGGGCGAGGACUGCCAGGAAUUUAAACCAGAGCGAUGGCUAUCACCAGAAGAGGACAGAUUUGAAGCACCUAAAGACUGCUACAAGUUUGUGGCCUUUAAUGCUGGACCCAGGACUUGCCUAGGGAAGGACUUGGCUUACUUGCAAAUGAAGUCUGUGGCUUCUGCCGUGCUGUUGCGCUACCGAUUGUCACUGGUUCCCGGCCACUGCAUAGAGCAGAAGAUGUCUCUUACAUUGUUCAUGAAGAAUGGGCUUCGUGUAUUCUUGCAUCCUCGUAAUCUUGCAUAGGAAUGGUUUCCACAUCAUCAGAUUUCUGGAGUCGCUCAACUUUGCAUUGCUUGGCUUUUACAGGAGACAGGGCCAAUGCAGUCAUUCAGUCACAAUCAUUGGGGCUUUACUGCCCAUAAUUCUGUUAAAGGGUCAUUUUAAAUUGUUUUUAGUUUUCGUCUUUAAAUUCCUUGUUCAUUGAUGGGUUCAAUCUACAUACAGCUGCAUCUAGAUUGGAGGAGGCUGUACGAGCCAUUCAAAAUUAGGAGUAAUUGUCAUGUAAUGUUGUAUAUUCCAUACCAGCGGAUGUUGCUUUCAAAUAAUUAAUUACGUGAAUAGAAGAAAAAUUAUACGCUUUAAUUACUAUUACUAAA
This is a messenger RNA of Populus euphratica (Euphrates poplar), 1965 nucleotides long. Its product is annotated as cytochrome P450 86A1-like. The transcript has a single exon. The coding region runs from base 77 to 1612 and encodes 511 amino acids. NCBI's taxonomy places the organism in Eukaryota, Viridiplantae, Streptophyta, Magnoliopsida, Malpighiales, Salicaceae. Gene Ontology annotation, molecular function: heme binding; oxidoreductase activity, acting on paired donors, with incorporation or reduction of molecular oxygen; monooxygenase activity. The record is from RefSeq and is a predicted model, not a curated record.